Messenger RNA from Metopolophium dirhodum (rose-grain aphid), 825 nucleotides. RefSeq lists its product as uncharacterized. NCBI's taxonomy places the organism in Eukaryota, Metazoa, Arthropoda, Insecta, Hemiptera, Aphididae. The transcript has a single exon. The annotation marks the transcript as partial. The record is from RefSeq and is a predicted model, not a curated record.
AUGAUAUCACUAUUUUCAAAUGGGAUCCAUAUCAAUGGGAAAAAGUUUUUAUUUUCUAUUGGCCAAAUAAUAUGCGAUGCCCCCGCCAAAGCCUUUUUAUUAAAUGUAAAGCAAUUCAACGCUUAUCAUAGUUGUAAUUCUUGCAUUGAAGAGGGAACUUAUAGCAAUAAGAGAGUAUGUUUUUUGGGUAUAAAUGCACCAUUAAGAACCAAUAAGUCUUUUCGUCUUAAGAGUGAUGAACAUUAUCAUAAAGGUCUUUGCCCGUUUGAAGAAUUACCCAUUGACAUUACUUCAGUUGUGGUUUUAGAAUAUAUGCACAAUGUUUGUCUUGGGAUUAUGAAAAGGCUUUUACAAUUCUGGAAAAAUGGUCAAAAACCUGUUAGAUUUUUAAAUAAAGAUUGUGAACAACAAAUUUCAAAUGAACUAGUUAACUUACACCCACAUUUACCAUCUGAAUUUAAUCGUUUGACUAGAUCUAUAGAUGAACUUGAAUAUUGGAAGGCAACUGAGUAUCGUACAUUUUUAUUAUAUACAGGUCAUAUUCUGUUAAAAGGCCGUAUAAAAUCUUCGCUUUAUCAACAUUUUUUACUUCUACAUAGUGCAAUUAAAAUAUUAAUCUCUAAUGAAACUUGUUUUUCCUUAAAUGACCUGGCCAAUAAUUUUUUAAAACAAUUUGUUCAAGAUUACCCUAAUUUAUAUGGAGAGGAAUAUGUAACAUAUAACGUUCACGGACUAAUACAUAUAUCCAAUUUUGUAAAAAUACACGGUCCACUUGACCAAUUUAGUGCGUUUAAGUUUGAAAAUUAUUUGCAAAUAAUUAAGAAA